GCCUGCUAUCCAUCAUGGGUAAUGGUUAUGAAAUCUUUCGAAGGCAGGUGGGCAGGAGAGCGAGCGAGGGGUUUGACAAGCUCCCUGCAACGGCGUAAAACGAAAGUUCAACAAUCGUCAAAUCACAGCCAACCAGCUUUCUCCCACAUAUUUUGAUCGCGAUCAAUGUCUCCGUUUUCUGCGCCCAAGCCUUUCUUCCUACACCAGAAAUUGAGCUCCCUUUUCUCAUUCCUUUUGCUCCUCGACUUUCAGGGACUUCCACCCCGCCCUUCCUCUUUCCCCCUUCAUUCUGACGUAUAGAAGAUGAUCGUGGCUUCUUUUUGAGCUCCACAUCUCAAUAGUCCAACCUUGCUAAGUUUUUCUUGGCACAAUUCAGGACUUGGGGAGGCAACUUAAGUUUGCCCACAUUUUAAUUUUUCUAAUGAUUAUGCGAACCUGUUGAUCAAUCUUCACAAACCUCAGUACUCAGGUUUUGUAGGAUGGCAGCUGUCAGCUUCAAAUACUGGGAUGAUUGCGUGGAUCCUGAGGACUUGGAUGAUAUGUGGAUAGAACCUGAUGUCAGUGCAGAGUGGACUGAUGUUGGAGAGACCAAGGGAUCGAAGGUCCACCUCUCGCGCGAUCCUGAUGGUCAUCCUUAUUUAACACAGACCGAGAUGAAGGCUGUGGCAGGAAUUAUCGUACGAAGGCACUUUGUCUCGCAGAUAGACUCGGACAUGCUUUGCGCCAUCGCUGAGCUUGAAAGUGAUCGACAGCCUCUUGCCACAACCUAUCACAAAAAACCUGAAGAGGUCAAGAUGGGAAUCAUGCAAAUAUCACCAAAAACUGCAGAGUGGUUAACCAGGGAGUUGGGUUAUACAGCCUAUCAAGUGGCUGAGAAUUCAAACCUUCUGUAUGAGCCUUUUCUUAAUGUUUAUUUUGGGGCAGCUUAUCUCAAAUGGCUAUCAAAUUUUGACCAAAAAGAAAGGAGUGAAGAGUUCAUGAUUAGGGCUUACAAAGGUGGCACGAAAAAGGCUACUCAUAAGUCAACUUUGCCAUACUGGAAAAAGUAUCUCACUGUUAAGGAAAGACUUCCAUCCAGAAAAGCCUUUGGAGUCUGUUCUGCACCUGCUCCUUCAGCCUCUGCUACUGCUGUUUCACACAACAAAGGAGCAGGUCCUACCAAUACUACUUGGGACUCAAGGACUUCGAGUGAAGACAUGGAAGCAAUGUGGAAUAAUCCUAAUGUGAACAAGGAAUGGACCACAUCUGGUGAGAAAAAGGGGAAAGUCCGGUUGUCUCAUGACAUGGAAAACAAUCCUUAUCUGUCCCGUGUAGAACUAAGGGCGGUUGUAGAAAUCAUUUUUGCGAAGCACUUCAGAACGAGAAGAAUAAAACCUAGUUUUUUAUGUGCUCUCUCUGAGAUGGUUAGCAUGCGAUUUGUGAACGGAAUUGGACAACGCACAGGACUGAUGGGAAUUGAUUAUCCCACAGCAUGCUGGCUUUACAAGGACUUGGGCUUCAAAGGUUACAUUGUAGAGUCUGUUGAAGAUCUCACCAAGCCUUUCGUUUCCGUUUACUUUGGUGCAGCCUAUAUGACUUGGUUAUCAGAGUACGAGGGGAGGGAAAGAACUCCCCAUUUCAUUGUUCAGGCGUAUCUCUCUGGACCGCAGAAUGUGAACCUUCAAGAGAGUGGUCCUCUCUGGGCCAAGUUUGAGGAAGCAUUGAGCCGCUAUGAAGACACUAAAAAGGAGGAUAAGUGCACCAUUCUGUGAGGUUUUAAGCCUCACCUCCCAUGUUGUGACAUGUACAUCCCGAGCACAACAAUAUUGAAAAAAUAAGAGCGCUUCCCCAAGUCAAAGGUGAAAGUAUAUACUGUCUAUGGUUCAACAUCAAUGUGGAGGCUCCGAAUUUGGGUUUCAGUUACUGAUUUUUGAAAUUGAAUUUUCUGUUUCAAAUUUUAUUGCAUUUUUUACUCCCCUUAACAUAUACACCAUGUGUACAAUGAUUAUAUAUAUGCAUAUCAUGUAUUGUUAUUUAUAAACAACUUUAUACAUGUGGCCUGUAUAUCUUAAAUUAAACACAAGAUGUAACAAAAUUUGUAAUAGAAAAUUCGAUAGGUGACUCUCAGUUUUAUGAGUAAUGUAGUUGUAUUUAUUCAUUUUCU
Molecule: messenger RNA, 2143 nt
Organism: Sesamum indicum (sesame)
Lineage: Eukaryota; Viridiplantae; Streptophyta; Magnoliopsida; Lamiales; Pedaliaceae
Source: RefSeq, a predicted model, not a curated record